Pistacia vera is the source of this 997-nucleotide messenger RNA. RefSeq names its product tropinone reductase homolog. The transcript has 5 exons. Lineage: Eukaryota; Viridiplantae; Streptophyta; Magnoliopsida; Sapindales; Anacardiaceae. The record is from RefSeq and is a predicted model, not a curated record. Gene Ontology annotation, molecular function: oxidoreductase activity. Bases 41 to 832 code for a protein of 263 amino acids.
UUUGAGAAGAAAUUUGCAGUUGUAAUUGAAGGAAAAAAAAAUGUCGGAAGUCAGAAAGCAAAGAUGGUCUCUGGAGGGAAUGACCGCUCUUGUCACUGGAGGAACCAAAGGCAUCGGGUUUUCGAUAGUAGAAGAACUAGCAGAAUUUGGAGCAACAGUACACACAUGUUCACGCAACCAAACGGAGCUCGAUGACAGAAUUGGGGAAUGGAAGAGUAAGGGGCUAAAAGUAAGCGGCUCAGUUUGUGACAUGAAAAUUAGAGCUCAGCGGGAGAAGCUGAUGGAAACUGUCUCUUUGAUGUUUGAUGGCAAGCUCGACAUCCUUGUGAACAAUGCUGGAACCACUAUAGCUAAAGAAAGCACGGAUUUCACUGCCGAGGAUUUCUCAACUUUAAUGAUUACCAAUUUCGAGUCAGCUUAUCAUCUAUCUCAACUUGUACAUCCCCUAUUAAAAGCAUCUGGAAAAGGGAGAAUUGUCUUUGUUUCCUCUGUAGCAGGCCUAAUAGCUCUACCUCGAUGUUCUAUUUAUGGAGCAACUAAAGGAGCAAUGAAUCAAGUGACAAAGAACUUGGCGUGUGAGUGGGCAAAGGACGAUAUUCGUGUGAAUGCAGUUGCGCCAUGGAUUAUCAGAACCCCACUAAUCGUUGCUCUAGAAGAAGAUCCCCAAUCAAAGAAAACUGUAACUCAGCUAAUAUCCCGCACUCCUAUUACCCGUGCCGGAGAGCCUAAUGAGGUUUCAUCAGUGGUAGCAUUCUUAUGCCUCCCAGCGGCUUCAUAUAUCACCGGGCAGGUUUAUUGCGUUGAUGGAGGAUACACUGUCAACGGGUUCUAGGCCAACUCAAGAUCAAAAAGAUCUUAUCAAUCAAGGCUUUUGCUAUGGCUGAUGCUGUCUAAUGAAUUCUCUAUUUGACACAGACAACUGUUGCUGUCUUUUAGUUGUUGAUAAUGUCAUCAUGCUCUAAAGUUUACAUCUUUGUGUCUAGAAUGAAAAUUAAUU